Mesoplodon densirostris (Blainville's beaked whale) is the source of this 2817-nucleotide messenger RNA. RefSeq names its product protein phosphatase 2 regulatory subunit B''beta (gene PPP2R3B). Gene Ontology annotation, biological process: protein dephosphorylation. The record is from RefSeq and is a predicted model, not a curated record. Lineage: Eukaryota; Metazoa; Chordata; Mammalia; Artiodactyla; Ziphiidae. Gene Ontology annotation, molecular function: protein phosphatase regulator activity; calcium ion binding. Gene Ontology annotation, cellular component: protein phosphatase type 2A complex. Bases 165 to 2228 code for a protein of 687 amino acids. The transcript is spliced from 14 exons.
UGGCGCGCCCGUUUUGAAGCUGCCCUGAGUUGGGCGGGCCCCGCCGCGGUCCGGCCUUCCGCCUCCGCCGGGCUCCCGAGUCCGCGCAGCCCCUGGGCGGGGCGCCGCCGUACCCCUUGACCCCUGACCGAUGACCCCGGACCUCGACGCCCGCCGGGCAGUUGAUGCCACACCAGACCUCGGGCCCGCCACGCCCGCCGGGCCGCUGCCUCCUCACCGGGCCCCGGGCGCGCCACGCCCGCCGGGCCGGGCGACUUCACCCGGGACCCCCGUGGGGCUCGUCCCCUCUGGCGGCCGUCGCCUACUACGCGGAGAUCCAUUCAGGCCGGACUUCGGUCCCGGCUCCAGGCACCUGUGCAGGAGGAAGGAGUCCCCCUGGAAGGAGGGGCCGAGCCCCGGAGAUGCCGCCCGGCAAAGUCCUGCAGCCCGUCCUGAAGAUGAAGGUGGACGAGCUCUUCAUGUGCUGGCUCAGCGAGUCCAGCACGCAGGCAGUGCUCCAAGACUGCUUGCAGAGGAUCAAGAUGCCCGGGGGGCCCGAGGGGGGCGGGGGAGACUCAGGGCAGCCCGGGCCCCCGUUCGCAGCCCCGGCCCUCGCCUGCAGGCCGCGCGGGUUGGAUAGCCCAGGGGCGCCCAGCCCGUCCUCCGCGUCCACCGCUCUCCCCCUGGGAGCCGCCUCUAGUGCCCGGAGUGGACCACCUGUUCGAGGGCCUCGUCGAUCCGCAGGGACGAGAGUAGUGCAGACGAGGAAGGAGCAGCCCCUGCCGCCCGCCGCCAGCCUGAGCAUCCCCACGUUCUACUUCCCCCGAGGCCGCCCGCAGGACACCGUCAACGUAGACGCCAGCAUCGCCAAGAUCGAGAGGACUUUCGCCCAGUUCCCGCACGAGAGGGCCACCAUGGGGGACAUGGGCAGAGUGGCCAAGGCUGAUGUACCAAAUCCUGCAGACCGGGUGGCUUAUAAACAACAGAAGUUUACUCCUCAUAGUUCUGGAGGCUGGACGUCUGAGAUCAAGGCCUGCGGCUGCCCGCUCUACUGGAAGGGGCCGCUCUUCUGCGGCGCCGGGGGAGAGCGCACGGGCUCCGUCUCCGUGCACAAGUUCGUCGCCAUGUGGAGAAAGAUGCUCCAGAGCUGUCACGAUGACGCGGCCAAGUUCGUCCACCUGCUCACGAGCCCCGGCGGCAACUCCCUGGCGCAGGAGGACUUCGUCCCCUUCUUGCAGGACGUGGUGAACACCCACCCGGGCUUGGCAUUCCUGAAGGAAGCGUCAGAGUUCCACUCCCGCUACAUCACCACAGUCAUACAGAGGAUCUUCUACACGGUCAACAGGUCUUGGUCCGGGAGGAUCACGUGCGCAGAGCUCCGGAGGAGCACGUUCCUGCAGAACGUGGCGCUCCUGGAAGAUGAGGUGGACAUCAACCAGCUGACGGAGUUCUUCUCCUACGAGCACUUCUAUGUCAUCUACUGCAAGUUCUGGGAGCUGGACACGGACCACGACCUGCUCAUUGACGCGCAGGACCUGGCCCGGCACAAUGACCACGCCAUAUCCACCAAGAUGAUCGACAGGAUCUUCUCCGGAGCCGUGACGCGAGGGAAAAAAGUGCAGAAAGAAGGAAAAAUAAGCUACGCUGACUUUGUCUGGUUCCUGAUCUCUGAGGAAGACAAGAAAACCCCGACCAGCAUUGAGUACUGGUUCCGCUGCAUGGACCUGGAUGGGGACGGGGUGCUGUCCAUGUUCGAGCUGGAAUACUUCUAUGAGGAGCAGUGCCGCCGGCUGGACAGCAUGGCCAUCGAGGCCCUGCCCUUUGAGGACUGCCUGUGCCAGAUGCUGGACCUGGUGAAGCCCCAGAGCGAAGGGAGGAUCACGCUUCACGACCUGAAGAGGUGCAAGCUGGCCAGCGUCUUCUUCGACACCUUCUUCAACAUCGAGAAGUACCUGGACCACGAGCAGAGGGAGCAGAUCUCGCUGUUCAGGGACAGCGAGAGCGAGGGCCCCGAGCUGUCCGACUGGGAGAGGUACGCCGCUGAGGAGUACGACAUCCUGGUGGCUGAGGAGGCCGUGGGGGAGCCCUGGGAGGACGGGUACGAGGCAGAGCUCAGCCCCGUGGACCAGAAGCUGAGUGCGCUGCGGUCUCCGCUGGCCCAGAGGCCCUUCUUCGAGGUGCCAACCGGCCUGGGCGCCGUCGAGCUAUAUGAGUACGAGCGCGGGGGUGACGACCUGCCGCCCUCGUGACCUGUGGCCUCCGUGGGGCGUGAGCGCAGCCUCUGCCUCAGGAACAGAACUGUGUGCUUGUUGAGCCCUUUUACAGGAAGUGAAGUGCGUUUGUAUGGAGAGACAUUCUUAUUUAUUCAGCACAGAAGCUGGUCAGAGACGGUCAUGGUCACUGAGGUGGGUCCCCACCCGCCCCGGAGGAGCUGAUGCGCGUGCGAGGGCCCCAGGCCUGGCCUGGCGGUGAGGACGCACACGCCCCAGCGUCCCCGGCGGGCAGGGUGACCUCGGCCCCGCUGUCCAGCUUCCAAGUGUAGGUGUUUCCAGGCUCGCGUCGUCUGGCUGAGCGGCAACCAGGCGCCGCCCCAGAAGAUCUGCCCGCGGUCGUGGAUGUGCGCUGACUUCGGGGCCGGGUGUGGUCGUCAGGAACAUUCCAGAGCCCCGGCGCCUCCAUCCCGUGGGCGCACCCGCAGGGGCCACUGUCCCGGCCGCAGCUUCUCCCCCAGAGGGAGUGCCCACGUCAGCAUAUCUUUAACUGUUUUUGUGUAAAUGUACAGCAUACGUAAAGUUGAGUUUUAUUUGCUGUGCAGAGCAGUUUAAAAACGUUUUAUGA